Pectinophora gossypiella (pink bollworm) is the source of this 987-nucleotide messenger RNA. Its product is annotated as alpha-(1,3)-fucosyltransferase C-like. The transcript has 3 exons. The coding region runs from base 1 to 987 and encodes 328 amino acids. Gene Ontology annotation, molecular function: alpha-(1->3)-fucosyltransferase activity. The record is from RefSeq and is a predicted model, not a curated record. Lineage: Eukaryota; Metazoa; Arthropoda; Insecta; Lepidoptera; Gelechiidae. Gene Ontology annotation, cellular component: membrane.
AUGACCAAAAGUAAAGAGAAUUCUGAUGAAAUGAACAGGAAGAAUCACACUUCAAAAACACAAUUCUCAGUGAGAAAGCCCAGGUGCCCUGUGAACUACACAGGUGUGAAAUAUGAAACAACGGAAAUUAUUUACAUUCUUAUGUGGUCGAAACGAUAUUAUAGACCUUGGCAAGUGGAGAAACAACGCAUUUUCAUCGAAAAUGAGUGUCCAUACACCAAUUGCUACUUCACUGUUAACAGGAAGCUCUUUGGCGGCGACAUCUCGAGGUUUGAUGCUGUCAUCUUUGAGAGUUCUCACUUUUCACGUAAACAUGGCAAACUUCAGAUGCCACAGGUCCGGUCACCAAAGCAGAAAUACAUAUUUUACUCAAUGGAGUCGGCACACCGCUUUCCCAGUUGUGAUGAAACUUAUGAUAAUUUCUUCAACUGGACAAUAACGUACAGAUUGAAUUCAGAUAUUGUUUACACUUACUUUCAUAUUAAAAAUAGUAAUGGGGAAAUUGUCGGGCCAAAGAGGAACAUGGAAUGGAUUGUAGAUAUGGAGAACAUUGAUAAACACUUGGAACAAAUAAUACGAAACAAAACUAAGGCUGCAGCGUGGUUUGUGUCUUUUUGCAGCACUGCAAAUGAUAGGGAUGACUUUGUGAGUGAUCUACAGGAGCAUUUAAGCAAGUAUAACUUAACGGUGGAUAUAUACGGCAAAUGCGGACCUUUGAAGUGCCCUAGAUCACAAUCAGAUGUGUGUAAUGCGAUGCUUGAAAAAGAUUACUAUUUCUAUAUGGCCUUAGAAAACUCAUUUGAUGAAGACUAUGUUACAGAAAAGAUUCUUACCGCCUGGGUCGUACAUAGACGGCCGCGCGUACUCUCCUUACGACCUGGCAGAUAUUAUGUAUGGUCUGAUGCUGUCCCAGACGGCGUACAGUCAGUACUUCAGAUGGAAGAAAUACUACACAUAUCACAAUUCAACGAAACACAACAUCUGUAA